AGAGCUGUGAAGAGCAGAAGGAGCAGGGUGGCAGUAGAGGAGAGGCAGAAGCCGGGGAAAAAGGAGUGCACAGUUUUGGAGAGCAGAGUAGAUGUAAGAUGCCUCGUAGGGACAGCUACUCUCGCAAAGACCUGAAGGUGUUGCGCCUCAGUUGAGGAUGGCGGGAGAUUCCAGAAUUCUAAUGGAUCACAACAUGGAGAUAGGUGUCACACCUGCACAGGUAACAAAGCUUCCUAAACACUUGCGGGAGGCACAGAUCUCGACAGAACGAACUCACUUGAUAUCUGACCCUGCCAAGAAGCCUCGUCAGCGAUACGUGCAAAAGGACGGCAAGUGUAACGUUCAUCAUGGAAACGUGCAAGAGACCUACCGUUACCUCAGUGACUUGUUCACAACACUAGUCGACCUCCGCUGGCGUCUUAGUCUCUUUAUUUUCACUCUGGUCUAUGUCAUCAACUGGCUUUUCUUUGGCUUUCUAUGGUGGCUGAUUGCGCUCAUCCGUGGGGAUCUUUUGCAUUCAGAUGAAGAGGGCUGGACCCCCUGUGUGGAGAACCUGAACAGUUUUGUCUCGGCCUUCCUUUUCUCCAUUGAAACAGAGACCACAAUUGGGUAUGGCUAUCGUGUCAUCACGGAAAAAUGCCCAGAAGGCAUAAUACUACUUUUGGUCCAGGCCAUACUAGGCUCCAUUGUAAAUGCCAUGAUGGUUGGCUGCAUGUUUGUCAAGAUCUCACAGCCAAAGAACCGCGCCGAGACCCUCAUGUUCUCACACAAAGCUGUCAUAUCGGUGCGAGAUAACAAGAUGUGCCUGAUGUUUCGGGUGGGGGACCUGAGAAAUUCUCACAUUGUGGAGGCCUCGAUACGAGCAAAGCUUAUCCGCUCUCAGCAGACAAAGGAGGGGGAGUUCAUCCCUCUCAACCAAACUGACAUAAACAUCGGCUUUGACACGGGAGAUGACCGCCUGUUCCUGGUGUCGCCACUCAUCAUCUCGCACGAGAUCAACGAGAAGAGCCCCUUUUGGGAGAUGUCCAUGGCACAAAUGGAGAAAGAGGAAUUUGAGAUCGUUGUCAUCCUUGAGGGCAUGGUGGAGGCCACAGGGAUGACGUGUCAAGCAAGGAGUUCCUAUCUGGACACAGAGGUGCUUUGGGGCUAUCGUUUUACACCAGUUCUCUCUUUGGAGAAGGGCUUCUACGAAGUCGACUACAACAACUUCCAUGAGGUCUACGAGACCAAUACCCCUUCAUGCAGCGCUAAGGAAAUGGCAGCAAAGCUUCGAGAUGGGCCGCUAUUGCCUCAACUGUCACUUCUGAGCCCUGAACCAAAAAGUCAUACUUUUGGCCUGUCUGACUUGGACCCAUUAGGCCAGAAUGAGGACAAGGAGGAGAGAGAGUCAGGAGAUGAUAAGGGAGAGACUAAUGGUUCAGCAGCUACUUUGGAGGAGAUGCCCUUUGCUGAUGGACUGACUGGCUGAUAAACUAUUAUCUAAAAACUUCACUGAGAGUACUGAACAAUAUUAUAUUUAAGUUGCUCAAUGGCCAGCUUGUUCCAUUUCAAGGCUUGGAAAAACAAAAUACUUUUCUUCUGCCUCCGAACCAUGCAAUACUCCUACACAGUACUAGAGUGUCAAUCUAUAGUUUAGAUUGCUUUUUAGACAUAUACUGUAAAAAAAUGACUCACAGAGCAUCUAUAGCUUCACUUAAAAGUUGGUGGCAGCGAUUGUCCUUUUAUAAUACUAUGAGAAUAUCCACUUUCCGCUUUUGUAGCUUCCAGUGUUGUACAAACAAAGAUGACAUGCCAAGAAAACACUGUAUUCAUAUACUGUGUGAUGGGCUUAAAUUUUUGCACACCACUUACUUAAAGACCCUGUAAAGUGGACAGAGUGAUUUGUUUCGAAACACAUUAAAUAGGCUACGUUGAAACAUAAUUGCUUAAAAAAAGGGAAAGACUGAGCACAAUUAAGUGCAGAAAUAUGUAUAAAGUACUGAGCACCAAAAUUCUGUCUGUGGCUGUGCGACACAAUUGUGAGUAAAUAAUAACAGUUAGAUAGCGUUUAGUUAUCAAGCUAAGGUAAAAAUGCAACACACGUCAAGUGUUGUGUGUUACUGAUUCAUUGUAUGGACACAAACAUGGCGGUUAGAGCAAGGUGCAAGCAAAUCAAAGCUAGGAAGCAAUUUGGAUGUCCUGCAAUUCAGCAAAACAGCUUGCUUGCUCACAUUCUAGCUGGCUUGCGGACCAGCAGAUGAGCUAUCCGUUUCACCACCACCGCCUUGUGGCACAUGUAUUUCGGUCUUUGACUCACACAACAACAGACAUUGUCAGGGUUCUUAACUCUCAUGCAUUUUGCGUAUCCCACACGCAUUCCAUGCCAUUCUCAUGCCCUAUGCCACACCUUGCAUUUCUCAUACCCCAAAAAAUGAAACUCGACCAUUGUUAUGAUAACAAAAUAAAACAAAUUAUUUCUGGAUUCUUAGCGGAUUCACAGACGUCUUAGUUUAUAGCAAACCGUUUUAACAUGGCUAAGAUUUUAACUGAAUUGUGAGAAAAUGAUAGUAAAAUUAGUGCAUCUCUGACAUUUACAGUGGGGAGAACAAGUAUUUGAUACACUGUCGAUUUUGCUGGUUUUCCCACUUGCAAAGCAUGUAGAGGUCUGUAAUUUGUAUUAUAAGUUCUCUUCAACUGUGAGGGACAGAAUCGAAUAGAAAAAAACAGAAAAUCACGUUGUAUGAUUUUUAAAUAAUAAAUUUUCAUUUAAUUGCAUGAAAUAAGUAUUUGAUACAUCACAAAAAUCAAACUUAAUAUUUGGUAGAGAAACCUUUGUUUGCUAUUACAGAUACCAAACAUUUCCUGUAGUCCUUGACAAGGUUUGUACACACUGCUGCAGGGAUUUUGGCUGGCCCACUCCUCCAUGCAGAUCUUCUCCAGAGCCUUCAGGUUUCGGGGCUGCUGCCGGGCAACACGGAUUUUCAGCUCCCUCCAUAGAUUUUCUUUCGGGUUCAGAUCUGGUGACUGGCUAGGCCACUCCAGGACCUUAAGAUGCUUCUUACGGAGCCACUCUUUAGUUGCCUUGGCUGUGUGCUUUGGCUCGUUGUCAUGCUGGAAGACCCAGCCACAACCCAUCUUCAGGGCUCUCACUGAAGGACGGAUGUUGUCAGCCAAGAUCUGGCGAUACAUAGCCCCAUCCAUCCUCCCCUCAAUACGGUGCAGUCGUCCUGUACCCUUGGCAGAGAAGCAGCCCCAAAAAAUUAUGUUUCCUCCCCCACGUUUCACGGUUGGGAUGGUGUUCUUGGAGUUGUACUCAUCCUUCUUUUUCCUCCAAACACGACGAGCCGAGUUUAGACCAAAAAGUUCCAUUUUGGUCUCAUCCGACCACAUGACCUUCUCCCAUUGCGCCUCUGGAUCAUCCAGAUGGUCAGUGGCAAACUUCAGACGUGUCUGGACAUGCACUGGCUUCAGCAGCGGGACCUUCCGUGCACUGUAGGAUUUUAAUCCAUGACGGCGUAAUGUGUUUCCGAUGGUUUUCUUCGAGACUGUGGUUCCAGCUCUCUUCAGGUCAUUGACCAGGUCCUGCCGUGUAGUUCUGGGCUGAUCCCUCACCUUCCUCAUGAUCAGUGAUGCCCCACGAGGUGAGAUCUUGCAUGGAGCCCCAGAACGAGGCUGGUUGACCGUCAACUUGAACUUCUUCCAUUUUCUAAUAAUCGCUCCAGCAGUUGUUACCUUCUCACCAAGCUGCUUGCUUAUUUUCCUGUAGCCCAUCCCUGCCUUGUGCAGCUCUAUUAUUUUAUCCAUGAUGUCCUUACACAGCUCUUUGGUCUUGGCCAUUGUGGAGAGGUUGGAGUUUGUUUGUUUGAGCAUGUGAACAGGUGUCUUUUAUACAGGUAACAAGUUCUAACAUGUGCAGUUACUUCCGGUAAUGAGUGGAGAA
Messenger RNA from Corythoichthys intestinalis (scribbled pipefish), 3919 nucleotides. RefSeq names its product potassium inwardly rectifying channel subfamily J member 5 (gene kcnj5). The transcript is spliced from 4 exons. Gene Ontology annotation, biological process: regulation of monoatomic ion transmembrane transport; potassium ion import across plasma membrane. The record is from RefSeq and is a predicted model, not a curated record. The coding region runs from base 158 to 1468 and encodes 436 amino acids. Gene Ontology annotation, cellular component: plasma membrane. Lineage: Eukaryota; Metazoa; Chordata; Actinopteri; Syngnathiformes; Syngnathidae. Gene Ontology annotation, molecular function: inward rectifier potassium channel activity.